AAUGAAAGAGGCUUCAUGCCUAAAUAUUUUUCAGCGGCAGAAUGGGAAAAACAUGCGGAACAAUCACUGAAUAAUAUUCUGAAUAGAGUCCCCGUAAAGCAAAGAGCCAAGAACAUCGUUUUAUUUAUCGGCGAUGGCAUGGGGUUGCCAACGAUAGCAGCUGCUCGAAUCCUUAAGGGCCAGCUGAAAGGAAAAUAUGAAAUUCCUUUGGCUUUUGAAAAUUUCCCAUAUACAGCUUUAAGCAAGACCCAUUCGGCUGACCGUCAAGUUGCUGAUUCCGCUUCGACUGCAACUGCCUAUUUAGGGGGCGUCAAAACCAAUUUCGGGAUGUCAGGAAUGGCUGCCCCUUAUCCAUUUGGCAAAUGUAGCAAUGACAGUGAAUAUGAAAAGAACAAAGUGGAUUCCAUUCUGACGUUGGCACACAAAGCUGGUAAAUCGACAGGUAUUGUGACGACAUGUCGACUUACGCAUGCGUCUCCUUCGGCAUGUUAUGCUCACACAGCAGACAGAGACUGGGAGUCAGAUUCCGACAUGGUCGGUGUUAAAGGCGGAUGUUCUGAUAUUGCUAAACAACUUAUCGAUGACAAUAAAUAUAUACAGGUGUUGAUGGGUGGUGGAAGGUAUAAAUUCUUGCCACACAAUUUCACGGAUCCAGAAAAAAAAGAGCGCAUCACUUCUGGCCGCUUGGACAAACGGAAUUUACCUGAGGAAUGGGAGAAAGAUAAAAAAGACAAAAACUUGAAAUACAAAUACAUCUGGAAUAAGGGUCAGUUUGAUACAAUCGAUCCCGCAACAACAGACUAUGUACUCGGUCUGUUUGAACCAAGCCACAUGCAAUAUGAUCUGGACCGUGACACGUCGGCAGAUGGUGAACCUUCACUGGCUGAAAUGGUUGAGAAGGCCAUUAAAAUUCUCAAGAGAAACAAGGACGGCUUUUUCUUAUUUGUUGAAGGCGGCAAAAUUGACUCAGCUCACCACGAUAUUUUGGCAAAGAAAGCUUUAUACGAAACACUGGGUCUCGAUAAAGCUGUGGAAACAGCUUUGAAGCUGGUUGAUUUGAAGGAUACCUUAGUUAUAGCCACAGCUGACCAUUCCAUCUCAUUUGCAACCUUAGGAUAUGGCACCCGAAAUAACUCCAUUUUAGGUUUGGUGGACAGAAUUGCCUGGGGAGGAGCAAGUGAUAAUAUGCCAUACGCCAGUUUGGUUUAUUCUUCUGGUCCCAACCACCCAGGUGGCCGUCAAAAUUUGACUAAUGUUGCAACAGAUGGUGAUAACUAUUUACCCCAGGUUGGUGUACCAUUGAACUACAGCAGCCAUACAGGAGAAGAUGUGGCUAUUUAUAGUAUCGGACCAUGGGCGCACCUCUUUCAAGGCUCCAUGGAACAAACAAACAUCCAUCAUUUCAUAGCCUUCGCUGCUUGCCUCGGCAAUUAUGACUAUGCUAUAAAGGGAGGAAAUUGCAAUUCCCAAAGUGGAAACGCUGCCACUCCCCUGCUUCCCAAGCAACUUAUUUUUUGGGUGGCACUAAUUGCUCUCUUUAAUUUGUUUGACACCUUUGAACGGCUUGGAUGAAUUCAUUGAAGCCAUUCCCAUCGUCAGUGUCAAUCUAUACCAUUGCAUAACGUACAUUUGAAUGUGUGAAAGGAUGCGAGAAUGACUAAGUGUAUAUGUAUACGUACAUAUGUGUAUGUGUGUGUGUAUGUAAUAUUCACACGUUUUGUACUCUCUCUCUCUCUAUCUAUCUUGUAUAACAUAUCCAUGUGUAAGGCGUAAAGCUUAAUGACUCCAAUAUCAUGCCUUGUCCCAAUGGCUUUGUUUAAUCUAAGCAAUGCGUAAAGUGUUAAUCAACUCAUAAUAUAUACCGUGCAUGUAUGUGUUUAGUGUUUAGGUGUAAGCAUAACAUGUUCUGUGGUGGAAUAAUAAUAAUAAUAAUAAUAAUAACAACAACAACAGUUUCUUUGCCCUGAGUGGUUCUCUCCCCUUGAGGGAAAUUUCUCCCUCCCUUCUAUUUCUUAGCAAACUCUUUCUCUUUCCGCCUCUUACUCUGAAAGCAACUGUAGAUGGCAGCACCAACAGUUGCCAGUCAAAUUCAAUCAUUAUAAUAUUUCCCAGGUAAUCAGCCAAUGUGGCUCAACCCUUUUGACACCAACCCACCUGAGACCGUCCUAGGUUCUAUGACAUAACCUUACUGUUUUCAAGUGGUCUAAAUUAUAAACUUCCUUCAAUAUUUUAUGUUAAUUUGUUCCAGACCCCAGAUUAAUAAUGAGAAAGUUAUUUUACUAAAUUCUUUAUUAUUUUGAAAAUCAAUUGAAAACAAAAAAACUGCAGCAUAUGUUGAAAGAAAUAUGGUAACAAAAGGGUUAAUAACAAACAAAAAAAAAACACAUUCAAAGCAGACGUGAAGCACAACGUUUUUAAGUGAAGCAAAGGUGUAAACAGAAUAUUUAUGCUUCCUUCGACACUGACGUUUAUUAUAAGUCAGGCAAAACCUGUAUCACAGCUGAGACUUGAAACCAGAUAUCAGUCUCAGUUUGAAAGGAGCUUCUUAUAUACGUCCAAUGGUGACCACCUGUGUUGAAUUUCAUCCCAGUCUUAAUUUCUGUAAUAAUUUUAGUUAACAAAGUAACGUGUGUCUAUAUGUGUGUAAUUACAUCUCAAAAGGGUCGUUAAUAUAUAAAUUAUGCACGCUCGUUUUGAUAAAAGUUUUUUCUCAAAAUUUUAUAAUAAAAUAAAAUGUUUUGUUUUCUGCUUAUUUUUUUUUUUUUACUUGACAUUAAAAAUUAAGAUUUUUAGCAUUUAUGUAAAACAAUGACAGCUAAUGUGUAACACUGAAAUAAAAUUAAAUCAUUUAAUUAUA
Molecule: messenger RNA, 2857 nt
Organism: Octopus bimaculoides (California two-spot octopus)
Lineage: Eukaryota; Metazoa; Mollusca; Cephalopoda; Octopoda; Octopodidae
Product: alkaline phosphatase
Biological process (GO): dephosphorylation
Molecular function (GO): alkaline phosphatase activity
Source: RefSeq, a predicted model, not a curated record